AUAUAUAUAUGUAGUGUUUUUCACAAUAGUUUCAAGAGUUCAAAACAAAUGGAGUUCAAACAACUGCUAAAUAUAAAGCAGACAGAUACCCUGUGCUUAGUCAAUCCUGAUUUAUUCAAUUAUACGGGAAUUUAUAAAUCUCAGUAUUUUUAUGCUUUGAAUAACAAAACAUUAGUAGGUGCUGAAGUCAUUCACCAACAUAAUCCACAAAUUCCAAAUGGGCAUAUAACAGUAUUUAAUUUCUUGGGAAGAUAUAUAUAUAUGAUGAUGUUACCACAAUCAAUACUACAUUGAGUUCAGCGGGGUGCAAUGCUGCUAUCAUUUCAAAGCUAGUGAGCAACUUCUGUUUGGUGUAAAUCUUGAAGGUAGUCUUUUACUGCGAGAUAUCAAUGCAACUUUUGCAUAUCAAGCACAAAUUCCUAAAUCAUGUAUCAACAUUAUAGGUGACUAUGCAAAUGUGGAUCAGUUGGUUGUUUUCCUGUAUGUCACAAUCAGCCACGCUGCCACUAAAACUCGACAAUGGAAAAGAAUACAGACUAAACGGCCAUGUCCUCAAACCGAUGGGUAAACACCAGAUCAGAAGUGUCUUGUACAAGAUGACGAACUCCGUGAUGAACAUUAUGGCGGUUAGCGGCACCACAUCUUGCAAAGGCUUGUCACGCAUGAUGUUUUAUUCACAGGCGACGACCCCCAAAGGAUCAAUGUUGUUGCGGUUGAAAAAACCCAGAGACGAUCUACGACAUAGGCGGUCCACUUCAGAAGAUAAAAACUCAACACAACUGAACUUUUCAGGGUCUAGGUAUUACUGGAAGGCAGGUUGAUGGUUUGUACUUUUUUACAUAAACAAUUUAUUGCCCUGAUUCUAAUUUUUUAAAUAAUAACUUUCAA
This is a messenger RNA of Acyrthosiphon pisum (pea aphid), 888 nucleotides long. RefSeq lists its product as uncharacterized. The record is from RefSeq and is a predicted model, not a curated record. The transcript is spliced from 4 exons. NCBI's taxonomy places the organism in Eukaryota, Metazoa, Arthropoda, Insecta, Hemiptera, Aphididae. Bases 450 to 821 code for a protein of 123 amino acids.